CCUUAGCCUCUUGUCUGAGAUAUCAUGUGACUCCCCAAAGCCUUCCAUAAUGGGGCCGGGGUCCCCCAAUAUCCCACCAGGGGGAAAUAAAUAAGGAACAGCACCUACAGCACCGCGUGAUCCCAGGAACUGAGAGGGUUAACUCACAGGAAUGCAAAGUGCUGUUUGUCUCUGGGGAAAGAGAACUUUCUGUUUCGAUUCUUGUUCAGUCCCCGUUCUGCUCUCAGCGAUGGCGGCUGCUGAUCUGAGAGACGAGCUGAGCUGCUCCAUCUGCCUGAGCAUUUAUACUGAUCCGGUAAUGCUGCCCUGUGGCCAUAACUUCUGCCGGGGCUGCGUUGGCAGUGUGAUGGAUGCCCAGGAGGGAUUGGGGGCUUAUUCCUGCCCUGAAUGCAGAGCCGAGUAUCAGGAGCGCCCCGCCCUGCCCAGGAACAGAACUCUGGGGAACAUAGCAGCGCGGUUCUGUCCGACUGAGCCGGAGCCGGGGGAGACUGGGAUUCCCUGCACCUACUGUGUCCUCUCCCCUGUACCCGCUGUUAUAUCCUGUCUGCACUGUGAGGCUUCUCUGUGUGAUACCCACCUGCGGGGGCACAGCCAGUCAGAGAAACACGUCUUAAUAGAACCCACAAUGCACCUGGGCGACAGGAAAUGCUCAACCCAUGAAGAACUCCUGAAAUAUUACUGCUGUGAGGAUUCUGCCUGUAUCUGUGUGUCCUGCUGCCUGGCCGGGAAGCACCGGGGCCACAGGGUGGAGCUGCUGAGUGAGGCCUCUGAGAAGAAGAAAGAGAAACUGAGGAAAGUUCUGGAGAAACUGAGCCCAGAGAGAGAGGAGACUGAGAGAGGAGCCCAGAGGCUGCAGGAGCGCAGGAGAGAAGGGGCAGAAGCGGCAGCCGGUGAGACAGAGAGAGUCACUGCCCUGUUUAGGGGCAUCAGGGAAGAGCUGGAAGCCCUAGAGAAGCGACUCCUGAGUGACAUCUCCAGGCAGAAAGAGGAGCUCUCACUCACACUCACUGAGCUGAUCCAACAGCUGGAAAUAAAGAAGGACGAGCUGUCCAGGAAGAUCCGGCACAUUGAGGAGCUGUGCAACAUGGCAGAUCCACUCACUGUCCUACAGGAACAAUGGGAAUCCCAUGGAGCUGCCUUUUGUGGGGCUGAGGGGGCAGAUACUGAGGGCAGAGAGAGAGAGGAUACUGAGGGGGCGGAUACUGAGGGGGCAGAUAUUGAGGGCAGAGAGAGAGGGGGUAUAAAGGUCCCGGCUGUAGGGGAUCUGGAUGUGGGUCGGAUCUCAGGGACAUUACUCACAGGCUUAGCUGGGAUUGUGACUGGGGUAAAGGGAAGGAUCUAUGGGCAGGGGGCUACAGACCUGGUACUGGAUAUAAACACGGCUGGGAAUAGUGUAUCUGUAUCAGGGGACAGGAAAUCUGCUUCCUACUCACUAACAGAACUACAUUACCCACAAUCCCCAGAGAGAUUUCAGAAUUAUGCUCAGGCUUUAAGCAGCAGGAGUUUCCCCUCAGGGCGACAUUACUGGGAAGUGAAGGGCAGUGAAUCAGGGUACUGGGGGGUAGGGGCGGCCUAUCCCAAUAGAGAGGGGAGACAGUCCUGGAUUGGGAAUAAUAACAAGUCCUGGUGUUUGUACAGAGGGAAUAAUAACAGAUAUUCAGUGAGACAUGACAGUAAAUGGACAGAGUUACCCCACGUCCCUUCCUGCAGGAGAAUCAGGAUCUGGUUGGACUAUGAGGCCCGACGCCUGUCCUUUUAUGAGCUGAGUGAGCCAAUCAGGCGCUUACACACCUUCACUGCCUCCUUCACUGAGCCCCUUCAUGCUGCAUUCUGGGUAUGGGGGGAGGGUGCCUGGGUGAGAAUCAUUCACUAGUGCUGGAGGGAAUGUAGAUAAGAGUGUUCCCCCAUAUUAUGGGGCAUUGCCCUAAAUGGACUGACUUUUGGAGGAAUAUUAAAGGGACAUACUGUGUGAAAAAUAA
Molecule: messenger RNA, 1979 nt
Organism: Xenopus tropicalis (tropical clawed frog)
Lineage: Eukaryota; Metazoa; Chordata; Amphibia; Anura; Pipidae
Product: E3 ubiquitin-protein ligase TRIM7
Biological process (GO): antiviral innate immune response
Cellular component (GO): cytoplasm
Molecular function (GO): zinc ion binding
Source: RefSeq, a predicted model, not a curated record